AAGAAGAAGCUUUGACCCGCGAACUGGUGACUUGUGUACAUCCGGGUUACGACGUUCAGGGACGCCGCCGCUUCGUUUGUCUUUAGCGCCUCUGGGGGGCAGCAGCAGCAGCAGUAGUAGAAGAAGAAGUGAAUUAACAUGUCAGAUGAGGAGGAUGCGGCUCCGGCCGUGAAGAGGACUCGUAUUUUCUAUGGGAGCUUGGAGGAGAAAGAGCGGGAGCGCCUGAGCUCUGAGAUGGUGAGCAGUGUGGCAGCAGGAGGUGAUGCGGUGAAGGCGGGGGUUGAGGCCGGAAACAUCAACAUCUCAUCAGGAGAGACUCUGGAGAUGGAGGAGCGGGUCAGCGAGCGGCAGCAAGAAGCGCUCGCUGAGUUUGAGCGACGGCGGCGAGCGCGGCAGAUCACCGUCUCCACUGAUGAUGCAGAGGUGAAGGCUGGCCUCCGGGCGCUGGGAGAGCCCAUCACGUUAUUCGGAGAGGGACCAGCUGAUCGCCGGGAGAGACUUCGAAGUGUCCUGUCAGUGGUCGGUCCUGAUGCUCUGAAGAAAUCCAGGAAAGAUGAAGAGAGAGCCAAGAGGUCACAGGAUGAGUGCCAGCAGACAUGGUAUCACGAAGGCUCCGCCUCCCUGAAGGAUGCCCGGCUCUGGUUGGCCAAAUACUCUCUGCCACGGGCAAUGAGGCGUCUGGAGGCUGCACGUUCUCAGAGGGAUGUUGCCGAGGCAACCAGGACGAUCCGGCAACAAGAGCUGCACAAGAGCCUGAGGAACCUGAACAACUUCUGCAGCCAGAUUGGGGAUGAUCGACCAAUCAGCUUCUGCCACUUCAGCCCUGACUCUAAAAUGCUGGCCACGGCCUCCUGGAGUGGUCUGUGUAAGCUGUGGUCCGUCCCCGACUGCAACCUGAUUCGUACACUGAGAGGACACAACACCAAUGUGGGCGCGGUUGUGUUCCGCCCACAGGUCGGUCUCUCUCUCGACCAGUCAGAUGUCAGUUUGGCGUCGUGUGCUGCCGACGGGUCUGUCAAGUUAUGGAACCUAGAGAGUGAUGAACCAGUGGCGGACAUUGAGGGUCACAGUGAGCGUGUGUCCCGGGUGUCAUGGCAUCCUUCUGGGAGGUUCCUGGGAACAACUUGUUACGAUAACUCAUGGCGUCUGUGGGACCUGGAGGUUCAGGAGGAAAUCCUCCAUCAGGAAGGUCACAGUAAAGGAGUCCAUGACCUGCACUUUCACCCUGAUGGAUCCCUGGCUGCUACUGGGGGACUGGAUGCGUUUGGCAGGGUAUGGGACCUGCGGACGGGACGUUGCGUUGUCUUCCUGGAGGGACACCUCAAGGAGAUUUACAGCCUACACUUCUCCCCCAAUGGGUAUCACCUGGCAACAGGAAGUGGUGAUAACACCUGCAAGGUUUGGGAGCUGCGAAACAGGAAAUGUCUGUACACAGUCCCUGCCCACCAGAACCUGCUGUCGGCUGUCCGCUUCCAACCCACAGAUGGUCACUUCCUGUUGACCGGAGCAUAUGAUAACACAGCAAAGGUUUGGAGUCACCCCGGUUGGACACCACUGAAGACGCUUGCUGGACAUGAGGGGAAGGUGAUGGGUGUGGAUGUGUCACCUGACGGGAAACUGAUUGCCACCUGCUCCUAUGACCGAACCUUCAAGCUCUGGUUGUCUGAGUGAUGUCAUCAGUGUCAUUAGUCAGAAGUCUUUUAAUUUUUUCCCUUAAAAGUGAAAAAAGUCUCUGUUUGUGGUUUCUUUUUAAAU
Molecule: messenger RNA, 1755 nt
Organism: Monopterus albus (swamp eel)
Lineage: Eukaryota; Metazoa; Chordata; Actinopteri; Synbranchiformes; Synbranchidae
Gene: prpf4
Product: pre-mRNA splicing tri-snRNP complex factor PRPF4
Exons: 15
Coding region: 139-1671 (510 amino acids)
Biological process (GO): mRNA splicing, via spliceosome
Cellular component (GO): U4/U6 x U5 tri-snRNP complex
Molecular function (GO): U4 snRNA binding; protein binding; U6 snRNA binding
Source: RefSeq, a predicted model, not a curated record